Molecule: messenger RNA, 959 nt
Organism: Solanum dulcamara
Lineage: Eukaryota; Viridiplantae; Streptophyta; Magnoliopsida; Solanales; Solanaceae
Product: transcription factor MYB78-like
Exons: 3
Coding region: 104-892 (262 amino acids)
Biological process (GO): regulation of DNA-templated transcription
Cellular component (GO): nucleus
Molecular function (GO): DNA-binding transcription factor activity; sequence-specific DNA binding
Source: RefSeq, a predicted model, not a curated record
UUCUUUUUAUCUCUCUCUCUCUAAACAACUGUUUUUCUCUCUAUAUAACUUCAACAAAAUCCAUCAAAAAUCUUUUUCUUUUGUUAUCAAUCAAUCAAUUUUGAUGGAUAAAAUUAAUCAAGAAAAUAAUAUUGAUGAAGAAAUAAUGGAAUUUAGAAGAGGUCCAUGGACCGGUGAAGAAGAUUUUAUUCUUAUCAAUUAUAUUUCUCAACAUGGUGAAGGUCGUUGGAAUUCCCUCUCACGUUGUGCUGGUUUAAAGAGGACGGGAAAAAGUUGCAGGCUAAGGUGGCUUAAUUAUCUUAGACCAAAUGUUCGACAUGGAAAUAUUACACUUGAAGAACAACUUUUAAUUCUUCAACUUCAUUCUCGUUGGGGCAAUAGGUGGUCAAAAAUUGCGGAACAUUUGCCAGGAAGAACGGAUAACGAGAUUAAAAAUUACUGGAGAACUCGAGUGCAAAAACAUGCGAAACAACUAAAAUGUGAUGUCAACAGCAAACAAUUCCAAGAUACACUACAUUAUCUUUGGAUUCCAAGGCUAGUUGAGAGAAUUCAAGCAUCCAAAACUCCCAAUAGUAAUUCUAGCAGCAGAGCUCAGCAACCCGUUCUGAGAACGGGUGUUACUGAGCUCAUGCCAAUUCAUCUGACGAACAACAACAACAAUAAUAAUAAUUUAAGUAUGAGCGUUACAAUGGAGAAUUCCAGCGUGGCAACUUUAUCAGAAAACUCAAUUGGGACACAAGUUUCACCUACUCAAGAUUAUUAUCAAGUUAAUCAAAGUAAUCAAUUAUGGUUUGAAGAUUACCAAGCAAUGGAUCAACAAAAUAUACAAUUAUGGAUGGAUAAUGAAGAUGUUUUCAACAAUUUGUGCAACUUUGAAGACAUUUGGUCCUAAUUAGAGAGCAGUAAAUUAAAUCAACAAUAAUAUUUGAGUUUUGGCAUUUUGUUUAGACUAUAAUAAC